Messenger RNA from Ceutorhynchus assimilis (cabbage seed weevil), 576 nucleotides. The record is from the annotation of a GenBank genome assembly. Lineage: Eukaryota; Metazoa; Arthropoda; Insecta; Coleoptera; Curculionidae.
AUGACAAAACCGACAAAUCUCAUCUUGUUAUUCACUGGAAAACGUAAAAGUGGCAAAGACUUCAUCUGCGAAAAACUCAAAGCCACCCUAGGAGAUGCCAAUUGCUGCAUAAUAAGAAUCUCGGGCCCUUUGAAGCGAACCUACGCCGAAAACCACCAGCUAGAUUUAGCAGACUUGAUGAGCGACGGACCCUACAAAGAACAAUACAGACUCGACAUGAUAAAUUGGAGCGACGAAAUCAGACAAUCUGAUCCUGGUUACUUUUGUAGGGCAGCUUGUGAAGGGGCCCCCAACAAACGAAUAUGGAUAGUGAGUGAUGUGAGACGUAAAAGUGAUAUAAAAUGGUUCAAAGAAAAUUAUAAUAAUAUUAGAACUAUUAGGAUUUUGGCUGAUUUAAGUGUAAGGGAGGCUAGGGGUUGGAAAUUUACAAAAGGGGUUGAUGAUGUGGCUUCUGAAUGUGACUUAGAUGAUUUUAAUUGCUGGGAUAUUGAGCUAAUGAAUAAUAAUAAUUUAGAUUGUGAAAAUAUUGUUAGGACUAUUUUAGAAAAAUGCAAGGAGAUGAGGCCUGAAAUAUGA